This is a messenger RNA of Prorocentrum cordatum, 1494 nucleotides long. NCBI's taxonomy places the organism in Eukaryota, Dinophyceae, Prorocentrales, Prorocentraceae. The record is from the annotation of a GenBank genome assembly.
AUGGCCGCCAACGGUAUCUCGCUGGCCGGCCAGCAGCAGCACCCUCAGGAGCAGCCAGCCGCAAGACCAGCACCAGCACCAGCAGCCCCACACCAGCACCAGCAACAACCCCAGCACCCUUCCCUCCCGACCUUGCGGCCGCCCGCUGCGCCCUCGCCAGCAGCGGUACGACCGCCCGCCCCUGCGCCGCUGCCGCCCGCGCCGCGCCCGCUGCCGCCCCCGUGGCGCCCGCCGGCCCCCGCGGCAGCACCUGCGCCACGACCGCCUGCGCCGCGCCCGCUCGCCCCCGCAGCAGCGCCUCCACCAGCGCCGCCGCGUUCGCCUGUCGCUCCGCCCCGUGUGGUGGCCCCUUCGCUGCACGGCGUGAAGGCUCGCGGCAUGGCAUACGACAGGACCUCUACGGUGACCGUGCUGUGGGGGUUCCUGCCCUCUACCAGCAGCGCGGGCGCGUACGAGGUUGACCCGUAUUUCGACAUGCGCCCUCAUGCCGCGCAGCAGGCUCUGAUAGAUUUCUGCGAGCGCGUGGAGCAGGAGGUAGGCCUGAAGGUGUUCAAGACGACGUGCUGGCCGCGAGAUUUUGCCCAGUGGCUUCGGGGGCGAAACAGCGGCUUUCCAUCCACGAACUUGAAGUCCGACAUACACCACUUCUCGAUCCAUGAGCCAGCCUUGAUGAAAGGAAGGUACGGGCUCGACGCAGAGGUUGGCGUCACCUGGCUCUCCAUGGAUUUCCGGGCGGAGUUCGACACGCACAGCUCGGGACGCACGACGGAGCCCUACAUGGCAGCCUGGGAGGAGUUCGUGGACAGGGAGGCCGAGCGGCUCUCGACGGACCGCGGCGCACACAGCCUGGGCACCCCGGCGGCGUCCUCCGAGCUUUUCAUGCGCGCGGAGGCGGAGCUGCGCGUGGUGGGCUCCGCGCUGGCGUCCUGGCUCUGCAGCGUGGCGUGUGCGCUUGUGGCCGUCGCGGUGUUCACCCGGGACGCGAAGCUCUCGGUGAUCGCGACGUUUGCCAUCUUCUCCACGGCCGCCUGCAGCCUGUUUGCCAUCACCUCGAUCUUCCAGUGGGAGUUCGGCCUGAUGGAAGCCGUGUCGCUCAUCAUAUUCUGCGGCUUCUCGGUCGAUUACCCCCUGCACGUGGUGCAGGCCUACGUGCAGGAGAGGCAGCAGGGCUCGGGCGUACGGAAGGCCCUGCGGGAGGUCGGCUUCGCGGUCGGCUCUGGCUGCUUGACGACCUGUGGGGCCGCCGCCUUCCUCCUCCUGUGCCAGAUACGCAUCUUCACGCGCUUCGGGCAGGUGUUGAUUGUCAAUAUGUUGUUUUCCAUAGUCUUCGCGGUUGCCUGGAUCCCCGCCUGCCUCGAGCUGCGCGAGAUGUGGGCGAAGACGCCGCCCCUCCCUGGCUCCCAGGCGGCUGAAUCCCACGCCGCAGACGCUGGCACCGGCGGCUCCCCCCCAGAGGGCUUCGUGGAGCUGCCGGGCAGUGCCCUUCGGGCGUAG